AUGUAUACCGCCCCCCCAUCGCCCACCCGCCUACCAUCGCACCAACCGCCUUCUGCAUUCAGCGCAAUGCGCGAGGUGUGGCAAGUGGAUCUUGUGGCGAGGGGAGAUCGCUCAUCGCUCAUCGCUCAUCGAGAUUGA
This is a messenger RNA of Plenodomus lingam JN3, 138 nucleotides long. The record is from RefSeq and is a predicted model, not a curated record. NCBI's taxonomy places the organism in Eukaryota, Fungi, Ascomycota, Dothideomycetes, Pleosporales, Leptosphaeriaceae.